Molecule: messenger RNA, 927 nt
Organism: Peronospora belbahrii
Lineage: Eukaryota; Oomycota; Peronosporomycetes; Peronosporales; Peronosporaceae
Source: the annotation of a GenBank genome assembly
AUGCCAUAUGAUAUCCGCUCGUCUGUUGUGGACACGAAGGUGAUGGUGGAAUGGUCCACGCGACGAAAUUACAUCUCCACAGUAAAACUCCAGAAGGCAGAUGAUAACAGCCCCGGUCACGCCAACCCAUGGCGCUCUUGUCACGAUGUUGCCGCCGAUGUUGAAGUGCGCUACCGUCGGCUGGGAGAUAAUGAUACGAUGCUGGUCACCGAGAAGGGUGAGGAGCCUUUUACAACAAAGACAGCUAUCACCUUUACUACUCCCGGAGCCACGUUUAGCACGCACACAGCGCGCUUUGAACUCCCGAGUGCCAUGCAGAACGCAGCGUAUGAAUUCACAGUUGGUUCGGUUUUCCACGGCUGGUCGGCGAUUCAUCGGCUUGGUGUCACUAUUCUGCCUCAUGGAGAUGAAUCCGAGCGAUGUCGUCCUAGACACGUGCACACAGCGUACGGCUUGAAGUCGGGAAGUUUGGCUGUACAGUGGAUGACUAAGGAGUUUUGUGGUGGAGGAGACGCCCAGUUGUUGCUAAAGGAAGGGUACUUUGCUCACAUUGAGGUUGAUGGACCAAAUAGGACCUCAGUGAUGGCAACUGCUAAUACGACGUUGUUUGAAGAUGACGGUGAGGAGAAGAGCAAGCGCUGGAUCCAUGUUGUGAGACUAGAGGGAUUGAAGCCGGCCACGAGGUAUACCUACGUUGUUGGCAACGCACAUUACAAUUCGUGGUCAAUUCCAUUCUCUACUAAGACUGCACCAGCCCCACUAUUUUCUGGAGAGAAGCCUAUUAAGUCCACGCGAUUCUUGAUUACAGGGGACAUUAGCUACCAGAAUGCAGCCACUUUGCCGAUGAUGCAGUCCGAGGUUGCCGAGGGAAUCGUGGAUGGUCUUGUGUGUCUGAAGGAGACUAUGCCUAUGAUCUGCAUCUGGUAA